Molecule: messenger RNA, 873 nt
Organism: Dibothriocephalus latus
Lineage: Eukaryota; Metazoa; Platyhelminthes; Cestoda; Diphyllobothriidea; Diphyllobothriidae
Source: the annotation of a GenBank genome assembly
ACCUCAGAUCGUCCAACUGAUCGCUUGUCUAGCAUUCAGAUCACUACAAGCACUUCAGACAGCACCUGGGACACCACAUUUGGUGUCGAGGUUGAAUCAGGAACCCGGACAACCAUGGACACUACGACAACCACCGAAAAUUCUGCCAGUUCUGGUGGGAGAUCUGAAUCUCCCCACAACUGGAUCCCCAUCAAGGAGCACGAGUCCUUGUUUAGUACAAUCUACGCACUCUUCACCAAGUUAGGUUUCGAGGGGCACCAUGAGCUGAACGCGGAGGAACUCGUUACGAAGGCACUCAUUGAAAAUUUCCUUAACGUCAAGGUGGACAAUACAAUGUGUGACCUGAGCAUGGAGCUGGCCCGAGCGAAUGUACGACCUGUGACCCCAGACCAGGACCUGCUUUGUCAGCUCUCAAAAGUCGCGGAGGACCGACGGCAGCAGCUGCGGCAAAUGCAACUGGAGAUAAUUCAGGAGAUGGCUGAGAGAGAUAUCGCUUCGGAAAUGGAGUACUACUCUGUGCCCAGAGAGCUGAGGCGUCGGGAGGAGAUGGUCCAACGUCAACUGAUUGACUUCAUUGCCCGCACCUCGAACCACGCCUACCUUCGACUGGCCAAAGCCAAACAGGAGAUCCACAUAGCGAGGUCACGCUUCCGCAACUCCCCCGCGGACUCCGAGGCCAAGGCACAGGAUGGGUCGCAGGCAGAGACCAUAUCAAGUGCAACUUCCAGUUCUGUCAUCUCCACUCUGGACUUGGAUGGGGUAGACCCUAGCCGCUGCGAUCUUCAGGCCAAGUUCGUCUGGGAACAGAGGGAAUUUGAUGCGAGGUGGGAGGUGCUGGCGAAUAGGUUGGAGGAGUUGGAUCUGUAUACUUGA